AUGAGCAAGAAGUAUGUGUACUGGGAGAAGCAGGGCAACGACCGGAUGUGCGGUCUUCACUGCAUAAACGCCAUCCUGCAGGGCCCUCACUACAGCGAAGACGUCCUGGCCACCAUCGGCAGAGAAAUCGACGAGAAGGAGCGGGAGUUCCUCAAGUGCAGCGCAGGAGCUGGUGGAAGCGGCCUGAACGACCUGAUGAGAAAGAACUCAUCCAACGUGUUGGACGACGGGUUCAUUAACAUCUCUGUCCUCAUCGAAUGUCUAAGGAGAAAAAAUAUUUCCGUAAAAAAUACGUUCGAAGAAGAUUUAAAAAAAAUAAUUUCAAGUGACCACCAAGACAUAGGAUACAUAUGUAACUUGGAGCAGCACUGGUUCGGCAUAAGAAAAAUACACAGCACCUGGUAUGUCCUUGACAGUUUGAAGAGUGGCCCCCUCUACAUAAAGGAUAUCAAUUUGAAAUAUUAUUUCAAUGACAUUAUUAACAAGUACCAUGUGUUCUCUGUUCAGAAUGUAAAUCCCUAUGUGUCUUUGCCCAAGGCGGACGUUAACUUUGUGGCGAAGAACCCCAAUCAGUUUUACUUUUGCACAAAUGAAAUUUCUGAAAUAUCUGGCGUGUCUUCCAAUGGGUUUAUUAUGGAGGAGAGGGGUGGUUCGGGUAUGCGUGGCGAGAAGAGCUCUUUUUUUCCCUCCGGUGGGUAUGACAAGCCGAACAAGUUUAAGUGGCCGGAGGGCGGGGGGCGGACGUUGAACGACCAGGGGGGGAGCAGCAUUGGCGGCAGCAUUGGCGGCGGCAUUGGCAGCAGUAGCGGCUUCCCCCCCGGUGUGCAGGACGCGGACGACGAGCUGCAGAUGGCGCUGCGCCUCUCCAUGGAGGAGUACGCCAAGAAUUUGCCCCCUCCACCAGAAGAACCCGAGGGAGAAAACUGCAUUAACUUUAUGGUCAAACUUUCGAAUAGGAAGAUCCACAAGCGGUUCUGCACCACCAAGACGUUGGCGGACGUCUUCUACUGGCUUGAAUACGAGUCCGUGAACAGGCCGGAUUUCGGCCCCUCUCUGCUCCUCAGGAGCAGCUAUAACCUUUACCAAAUAUAUCCGCGGAGGAAGUUUUGCAAGUACCAGAACGGGACCAUCGAGCUGCAGACGGGGGAGAAGAUCGAGCAGGUGCAGGAUACCCCCCUGGUGGACUUGAAGUUCGAGAAGGAGGAGACGUUCAUGUUGUCGUAG
Molecule: messenger RNA, 1224 nt
Organism: Plasmodium vivax (malaria parasite P. vivax)
Lineage: Eukaryota; Apicomplexa; Aconoidasida; Haemosporida; Plasmodiidae
Exons: 6
Coding region: 1-1224 (407 amino acids)
Biological process (GO): protein deubiquitination
Cellular component (GO): nucleus
Molecular function (GO): cysteine-type deubiquitinase activity
Source: RefSeq, a predicted model, not a curated record